Lethenteron reissneri (Far Eastern brook lamprey) is the source of this 2989-nucleotide messenger RNA. RefSeq names its product protein YIF1B-B-like. NCBI's taxonomy places the organism in Eukaryota, Metazoa, Chordata, Hyperoartia, Petromyzontiformes, Petromyzontidae. Gene Ontology annotation, biological process: endoplasmic reticulum to Golgi vesicle-mediated transport. Gene Ontology annotation, cellular component: endoplasmic reticulum membrane; COPII-coated ER to Golgi transport vesicle; Golgi membrane. The record is from RefSeq and is a predicted model, not a curated record.
GGCCCGUGCGGCCAAUGGGAGCGCGCAGCCGUGUGGUGGCGCCGGUGCGCACUGGGAAAUUGAGUGCGAGCCUGAGGCCCGACGAGACGAGACGGAGGAGGACAUGGCGCUCCCCGGCUACAGGCAGCCUCCAAAGCGGCGUCAGCGCGGUGGGGCCCAAGGCCCUGACCAGGGAGACCCCAACCAGCUGUUUGAUGACACCAGCUUCGGAGUGGGGCCCCCUGGCGGCGGCAUGGCAGCGGGCCCAGGAGGAGGGGUCUACGGAGAGAGUCCGGGAUCUGCCUUCCAUGUGCCAGGCUUCCUCAACGACCCCAUGGCAAACCCCAUGACCAACAUGGCCAUGGCCUACGGCUCCACGCUUGCCAAUCAAGGCAAGGAGGCCGUCGAGAAAAACAUUGACAGGUUCUUCUCGGUGAAGAAACUCAAGUAUUACUUCGCGGUGGACACUGUGUACGUGGGGAAGAAGCUGGGCAUCCUGCUGUUCCCUUACACACACCAGAACUGGGAGAUGCGCUAUCAACAGGACGCGCCCGUGGCCCCGCGUGUUGACCUUAAUGCGCCCGACCUCUACAUCCCAUCCAUGGCGUUCAUAACCUACCUCCUGGUCACCGGAGUGGCUCUUGGCACCCAAAACCGGUUCUCGCCGGAGCAGCUGGGCAUGCAGGCGAGCUCGGCGCUCGUGUGGCUUAUCAUGGAGACCCUGGCGGUGCUGCUCAGCCUCUACCUCAUCACCGUGCGCACUGACCUCACCACCUUCGACAUCGUCGCCUUCGCCGGAUACAAAUACGUCGGGAUGAUCGUGAGCUUGCUGGCCGGGUUGCUGUUCGGGGGCAACGCCUACUACAUGGUGCUCGCAUGGUGCUCCUGCGCCAGCUUCUUCUUCACUAUCCGGACGCUGCGGCUGAAGAUCCUGGCCGACAUGUCUGCAGACAGCAGCAUCGUGCGGAGCAGCAAAAACCAACUGCGCAUGUACCUCACCUUCUCCAUUGCUGCCCUGCAGCCCGCCCUCAUGUACUGGCUCUCCUUCCACUUGCUGCGAUAAGGCCCCAUGCCCCACCCCUGCCACCAGCUGCUAUAGGGGCCCCUAGCUCUGACGUUAGCACCUGCUGCAAUAGUGCCACGAGUCGGAGCCGUACCAACUGUUGCAAAUGGGUCCCUAAUCCAAACAUUGGCUCCCGUAGCCCCAGCUGCCCAGGCCAUUUGGUGUUUUCCCUCGUAUCCUGCCCUCUGCCGCCUGCACGUGGCUCCAAUUACCUUUUUUUUUUGUGGCCACUCCUGAACUGCUUACCUCUACAAACUGCUGAUUGGGUUGGCCGUUGUGACCCGAUUGGCUUGGCCAUUGUGACCCACUUGGCCCUGAACACACUCCAGCCUCCACCAUUCUGAUGCCACUCAUUCUUCCCUCCUUCGGCCGAGCUGUCCCUCAGCCUGUGGCUGCAUACAUUAGACUGGUGAAUGUCAGCAUUCCGCCUUGGCUGAGCAGCCCCUCCUAGGUCCUGUCUCGUAAGCGGAACAGGAAGCCAGCAAUCCGCAGUAGUGAAGAGACCUCGUUUGGUACUGCAGGAUGGACUCCCAGAGCGGGCUGGUGAGCGGGCUGGUGAGGGGGCUUCACUGCGCAUCGGCAAAGUCCAUGGCUGCUACGCAUAAAAAAAAAAAUUCUUGCAUAGUACCAAGCCAAACUGAAAAUGUAUUGUAAUUGGACCAUUAUUUACUUUAAUUACUUUGUGUCGAAAUAUGCCUUUUUUUAUAUCUGUCCGCUUAAUUCGGCGAACAAAAGUCACAACGAUCGAUUCCUGCGUCUGCAGGCGUGGAACUAAAGGGAGUGCAAACCCAUGGGGUUCCCAAGCUGGAGGUGUAGGCCGCUGGGAGGACAGGAAGGAUGGCCCCCCUGGGCUGGGGAGCAGGAAUCCCUUAACUAAUCCCUCCCGGUCAAGGCAAUCAUAAGUUCUCCCUGCCCCAUCCGUGUGUAAUCUUCGGCGAUAGUGGCGCACGUGCGUCCUGUCCGUGAGCCCGUGACACUAGUUCUGUUAGUUUUAUUCGCACGUCAUUUGCAGUGGCUCGGCACAGUACUUGAUAUGGCCUCGCUUCCAGCUGCUCCUUUGGACUCGGGCUGGAGUGACGAGCAGGACUCCACUGACUUGAGUCUUGGCGUGGUUGAGCCUCGUCCUAACCCAACGUAGUUGUGAGGGUGUGGAUUUUCCCAAGGAGGCUUCUACAGUAGCUACCAUGAGCUGGGAGCGAAAGAGGAACUGGUACGAGGGGCCAUGGGUGGAAUGGCGCUGCGUUCUCCGGCCGCGCCCCACUUCGCGGUUAUAUUUGUUGAGCCAAGCAUCCUCCGCAAGACCUGUGUCCGUGCUGAGACGGCCCGGGCUCCAUGUUGAUGCGGAUGUGGUGGAGUGGGGCCUCCGUGGGGCCAGUGGUUGUCAGCAGCUCGAGUGAUGCGUGCUGUCUGCGUUGUGUCAAGGAAUUAAACUUUGUUCUUGAUCUCUGCACACGCGAACGUUUUAUGUCUACGUACAAGCGACUUCCGAGUUCUGUUCCUGUAACUGGUGCAGUAAACUCAACACCUUCAUCAAUAAGGCUGCUUUAAGGGAAACUAUGCAUCUGUUAUAUAUUUUGGAUAUUUUAUAAUGUUUUGGUUGUUUGUGCUUUUGCACCACUGUCAACGCAGUUUCAACAAAUAAUGUGCUUAGUCUUGAGUUAAUGUACAGUCUCAAGUCUUCUCCUUCGAGAGGGGGACUCGGCUGGUGUCCACUGAAUGGCUCAUGGGAAGAGGCUUGUGGUGACACCUGGGGGAUGGUGGCUACAUUGCGGCACCCGCGCCGAUCUCACGAUAAAUAUUGUGAGACUUUCAGUGAUGUGGAUGUCAAACUAAGAGUAUAAAGCCUCUCUUUAAGUCGGACCAAUUGUGGGAGAAGGAGGUGGGGCUUUCCCGUCAUGGGGAUGUCCGACAAUCUGCAAAUAAAUAACAAGAGUUUAUGAAAUGUGA